Topomyia yanbarensis is the source of this 2777-nucleotide messenger RNA. RefSeq names its product deoxynucleoside kinase. The transcript is spliced from 6 exons. Gene Ontology annotation, cellular component: cytoplasm; mitochondrion. The coding region runs from base 203 to 1123 and encodes 306 amino acids. Gene Ontology annotation, biological process: nucleobase-containing compound metabolic process. NCBI's taxonomy places the organism in Eukaryota, Metazoa, Arthropoda, Insecta, Diptera, Culicidae. Gene Ontology annotation, molecular function: ATP binding; deoxynucleoside kinase activity. The record is from RefSeq and is a predicted model, not a curated record.
AUUCACGUGUCGAGUCUUUAUCCAGAGGGAUUCAGCGUCGUUAAAUUCGCCAUCUGAUUUAACCUCAUUUGGCAAAAAUUCCACCCGAUUUAACAUCAAUCUCGCACUAACACAACUGCACAUGUAUUAGUCAAUUGGCGGAAUCAAUGCAUGCAAGCGUUUAGAACUUUAUAACAUUAGAGUGUAUUUUAAAGAUGCUGGAAUGAUUUCAUCAGCGAAGUGUAUCGAUAACUGUGAUUGUCAAAUAGUUGUUUCCAACACGCAGCGGAAAUGUUUUAUUUGUUUCACCUUGUCCACCUUGGUUGCAGCAGCGAUUGAUGGUCCGGUUUCCCCUGUUCCCGAAGUGAAUGAGUUCCGUGGUUGCGGUUUAGUGAAUAUGGCGGCGUCAAUUGGACCAGAAAAACUUGGAUUGAGAGGAAACAAACCAUUUACUGUUUUCAUCGAGGGAAAUAUUGGCAGUGGAAAGACUACAUUCCUGAACCAUUUUAAAAAAUUUAAGGACAGUGUUUCGUUAUUAACGGAACCGGUGGAACAAUGGCGGGAUUGCGGAGGCGUUAAUCUGCUUGACCUGAUGUACAAGGAACCACAACGAUGGGCGAUGCCCUUCCAGACUUACGUGACAUUGACCAUGCUCAACAUGCAUACCCACCAAACGGUUAAAAGUAUUAAACUUAUGGAGCGGUCCAUGUUCAGUGCAAGAUACUGUUUUGUGGAGAACAUGCUAGCAACUGGAAUGCUACAUCAGGGUAUGUACAAUAUCCUGCAAGAAUGGUAUGAGUUCAUCCACACAAACAUUCAUAUUCAGGCUGAUUUAAUAGUGUAUUUGAGAACGAGCCCGAAAAUAGUUUACGAACGGAUGAAAAAACGCGCUCGAUCAGAGGAGAGUUGUGUGCCUUUAAAGUAUCUACAAGAAUUACACGAUUUACAUGAAAAUUGGCUAAUUCACGGUACAUUUCCUAGAGCAGCUCCUGUUCUUGUACUUGAUGCUGAUUUAGAUUUAAAUGAUAUAAGUUCUGAGUACGAGCGAUCAGAAACCAGUAUUCUAAAACCAAUUCUAAUAGAAAAUACAAAUCAACAUCCAAUUUUAACAUCACCUGGUAAAAGAACUACGACUGAGUUAUAGUGUUAUUUAAUUGUGUAACUGAAAAGGGAGAACAAAAAAAAACUAAACACCUGCCCAAUUACUAAACAUGCAUGCCGUUCUCUACAAAAAAAAUAAUACUAGAGUUGCGAAACUGGCACCAAUUGAUUUAUUUUUUUAUGUUGUCAUCUCUUAGUAUUGUUUAUACUUUGAUUGACUUCACACAAAAUUGCUUAUAAUUAUACAUGUACCUAUCUAAGAACGAGUCCAAAAAUAGUUUACCAACGGAUGAAAAAAACACGCUCGAUCGUAGGAGAGUUGUCUAUCUUUAAAGUGUCUAGAAGAAUUAUGCGAUUUACAUGAAAAUUGGUUAAUUGGGUCAUUAAGUCAUAUGCUGUUCUUGAUUUUUUCCGAUGUGGCUGACGUUAAAGAUUCGUAAUCGUACUUUUUUCACUUCGUCGUGCGCAAAAUAACAGAAAUUAUUUUAUAAAAUUUAAUUAUCACGACCACUUCAUUUAAUUACCCAAUUCUCGGCAUUUCUCCUAGUGCACUGCCCAUACUCGCAAUUCAGUCUCAUGUUCUAUGGGAUUCCCUGUCUACAGGGGGCUGACUUCCGAUUAUAAGCAGAACGGGUUCUGUAAGUAGUCGACGUAAUGUAGGUUUUAAAAUUUUUAACCAAGAUUUUCCACAGGUACUUGCACUCGAUGCUGACUUAGAUUUAAAUAAUAUAAGUUCGAGGUACGAGUGUUCGGAAACAAGUAAUCUAAAGCUAGUUGUAAUAGAAAAUACAAAUAAACAUCCAAUUAUGACAUCAUCUGGUGAAAUAACUAGUACUGAGUUGUAGUGUUUUGCAAAUUAUGUAACUAGAGAAAGGAGAGCAAGCCACUUUUGCAUCACAAAAACAGUAAACAGAGUGUCUGUCUAAUUACUAAGCAUGCGUGCUAUACUUUUAAUUAAAGUUAUUUGAUUCUAGAAUUUCGAAAGGAGAAACUGUCACCAAUGCUUUUUUUAUUUUGGCAUAUUAUUAUUGCUUAUACUUUGAUUGACUUCUCAAAAGAAUCAAUAUAAUUAUAAAUAAACGAAAACAAUACUCGAUAGGUACUAUUGAAAAUUUACAGGUAGGUUGUGGCUCAAGGGUCUGCCUUAAAGGGUAGAAGAGCGUAUCCGCAUAAGAAUACGAAGAGCAGGGCCGGCGGAAUGCUUUUUUCCCGAGUGAGUAGUAGGAUUCGGGUAAUUUUGACUCGUAUUGAUGAAAGUUUAGACAUAGCGUGUGUAAGUGAAAAUGAAAACUCCCUGAUAAUAGUUUGUAUUCAUUUGGAAGCACCUUUUGCUAUCGGACUGUAUGACCGACGACUUAGCAAAAAUGUAUUUAUUGAUUACUGAUACUACAUAGAACAUUUGUACAGCAGGCUGUCCCAAAAAAAAUUGAUGUUCGAAAAGUCAUGGUGCUCAACCUAGGGGCAGAUCACUCUAAGAAUGUAUAACAAAUUUGCAUCAAAUUAGAAAAAAAUGCAUUUAAUUUCCAUUUUUGCAUCAGCUUGGCACUCCCUCGCAGAAAAGUUUGUUUAACAAACGUCCUACGCUGGUCCACUUUGUUCGACGUUUUGUUAAAUGUAGGGCUAGUUUUUCUGUAGGGUUUUGACGUCUUACACGCAACGCAAACCACAAUGCAGGCAACGCAAAAACAUUGCACGCA